Rotaria socialis is the source of this 1152-nucleotide messenger RNA. The record is from the annotation of a GenBank genome assembly. NCBI's taxonomy places the organism in Eukaryota, Metazoa, Rotifera, Eurotatoria, Philodinida, Philodinidae.
AUGACAAACAAUAUUGCUUUGAAUACUGAAAAAUCUCCGUUACUUGGUCAUCAAUUAUUGACCGACGAGAAUAAUUCUGUUCGACACAUUUUACAGAAUAAAGAAGAGAAACCCUAUUUAUCAUAUUUUAAAUUAUCAUCAGAUGAUAAUCGAAAUAUUAAUUUAACAAAUUUUCAAGAUCCAUUCUUCUAUGAGCAACCAUUAGAUUUUAACUAUCAUAGAUUAAUGCCAGCUGUAAUUCUAUCAGAAAAUGAAAUAGGUUUUCGGCAAUAUUAUAAAGAAAAUUCUUUAUCAUCACAUCGAAAUGGCAUAGAAAGAAGUGAAUCAAUUUCUCGAAAACAUAUGAAACCAAUGAAAACUAAUCAGAAAAUAAUAAAAAGAAAGGAGAUAAAGAAAAAAAGAUCUGUCGAAAACGAAAACCGAAAAAACUGCAAAAAUAAAAACGCUCACAGAAAUUAUUUUAAACAAUAUGAACAUAAGGUUAUGUUUUCUAAGGCAAAAAAAAUUCAACAAGAAUUAUUAUCAAAACGAAAGAAGAAACUAUCAAAACAACAUAUUCGAUCGAAGAAAAAAUCUAUAUUAAAAGGAAAUACCAGCAGAACUAGCAAUCAAAAAAAAUCAUCUCGUCAAUCUUUGACUUCAACAUUUAAAAGAAGUCGUUCAUUAACUCGAUCCAAAGCAGGAAAAAAACGUAGUAAAAACGCACUUCGGUCAAAUGCAAAUCGAGCUUUAUCUAAUUUUCGUAAAAUAUCAAAUAAAGUCAAAGAUGAAACAAGUCUAUUAACUCUUAAUCCAAAUUUACGAUUGAAUAAUCAUCAGAUGAUGAAAAUAACAACUGCGCCAAAUAAUAGAAAUGAUCGCAAUAAUGUAAAAUUCAUUGAAAUGAAAAUAUCACCAUCAUUAUCAACACUGAAAAAUAGUUUAAAUGAAAAUAUCUCGUCAAUAUCAACAAUAAUGCCCUUAACAAAGAAUAAUGUACAAUUAACGAGUAAAAAUAAUAACAGACGCGCUUGUAAAAAUAAACACACACGAAAUAUUUUGGGAUCAACACAGUCAGAACGAAGACUAAUGACGAUAACAGGUACUGGAAUGAUUCUUCGUUCAAAAAACAUUUUGAGAAAUGGACUUAAUCUGAUGCAGCGAAAAAACUGA